Messenger RNA from Anopheles nili, 851 nucleotides. RefSeq names its product lysozyme c-1-like. The record is from RefSeq and is a predicted model, not a curated record. The coding region runs from base 126 to 596 and encodes 156 amino acids. NCBI's taxonomy places the organism in Eukaryota, Metazoa, Arthropoda, Insecta, Diptera, Culicidae. The transcript has 3 exons. Gene Ontology annotation, molecular function: lysozyme activity.
CGCAGUUAAGUGGGUGGUGUGUGCUCGGGUUCGCCACCGAUUCACCUAUAAAACGCGUGUCUGCGCAUCAACGCAAGCGAACAUUUACAGCUGUUUUCGUAUCGAAAAACCAAACCAAACAAGCGAUGGCACGCGUCGCACAAUUAGGAUUCUCUCUCGGGCCAGCGAUCCGGUGGAUCACCGUAACCCUGCUAGUGGUGGGCCUGCCGGCAACGAUCGACGCAAAGAUCUACACCAAAUGUGAGCUUGCCAAACAGCUGACCGCGAACGGGAUCAGCAGAACGUACCACGGCCACUGGAUCUGUCUGGCUAUGGCGGUUAGCGGACUGGACACCUCCAAGACGACAACGCUACCCAACCAAACCGCAAACUAUGGCAUCUUUCAGAUCAACAGCAAAGAGUGGUGCCGCGUGGGCUAUAAAGGCGGUAAAUGUAACAUGAAAUGUGAAGAUUUUGUGACCGAUAACGUGACGAACGCCAUCCAGUGCUCGAAGAUGAUCCAGCAGCAGAAGGGCUUCAACGAGUGGCAGCUGUGGCAGAAGAAGUGCAAGGGUAAAGAUCUGCCCGAUCUAUCGAACUGUGGUGCGAUCGGGUGAACGGGCAGAUAGCGAGUUACUUAAUUUCUGCGCUACUCUCUUUGCAAAAACGUAUCUUUAUUCAACAAGGCAGCAAAUACAAACCCCACUUAGCUUCCAGUGAAAUUUGUGAAGCGAUAAAUAAUCCCGGCGCAUCACAUCCCCAAUCUGUUUUGAGAACAUCGACAAAACAAGCCGAGCGCGAUCGCGAGCUAUAAAGCUAGUUAAAAUCCAAUAAACAUCCUGCCACGAUCCCUGUGGGGGCAUGGUGAUUAA